Molecule: messenger RNA, 1698 nt
Organism: Lolium rigidum
Lineage: Eukaryota; Viridiplantae; Streptophyta; Magnoliopsida; Poales; Poaceae
Product: probable pectinesterase/pectinesterase inhibitor 21
Exons: 1
Coding region: 1-1698 (565 amino acids)
Biological process (GO): cell wall modification
Molecular function (GO): pectinesterase activity; pectinesterase inhibitor activity
Source: RefSeq, a predicted model, not a curated record
AUGGGCAAAAAUACAAUAAUCGGCGCGUCGACCGUCCUGGUGGUGGCGGUCGUCGCCGCCGUGUGCGUGGUGACCUUCAAGGAGGCCAACAAUGAGAAGUCCAACGAGGAGCUGACGACGUCGGUGAAAUCGAUCAAGUCCUUCUGCCAGCCCGUGGACUACAAGGAAGCCUGCGAGAAGACGCUGCAGGACACGGCCGGGAACGCGUCGAGCACGACGGAGCUGGCCAAGGCCAUCUUCAAGGCCACCUCGGAGCGGAUCGAGCAGGCGGUGCGCGAGUCCAGCGUGCUCAACGACCUCAAGAACGACCCGCGCACGUCGGGCGCGCUCAAGAACUGCAAGGAGAUGCUCCACUACGCCCUCGAUGACCUCAAGACCACCUUCGACGAGCUGGGCGGCUUCGAGAUGACCAACUUCAAGCGCGCCCUGGACGACCUCAAGACGUGGCUCAGCUCCACGCUCACGUACCAGGAGACGUGCCUGGACGGCUUCCAGAACACCACCACGCCCGCCGCCGCCAAGAUGCGCAAGGCGCUCAACGUCUCGCAGGAGCUCACCGAGAACAUCCUGUCGAUCGUGGACGAGUUCGGGGACACCAUCGCCAACCUUGACAUUGACCUCUCCAUGUUCAGCCGCCGGCUGCUCGCGAACGACGGCGCGCCCGGGUGGAUGUCGGAGACCAAGCGGAGGCUGCUGAAGGUGACUCCCACCGAGCCCGACUUCACGCCCGACGUGACCGUGGCGGCGGACGGCAGCGGAGACUUCAAGACCAUCAACGACGCGCUGGCCAAGGUGCCGCUCAAGAGCGCCGAGACGUACGUGAUGUACGUCAAGGCCGGCAAGUACAAGGAGUACGUCUCCGUGGCGCGCAACGUGACCAACCUGGUGAUGAUCGGCGACGGGGCAACCAAGACCAUCAUCUCCGGGAAUAAGAACUUCAUGAUGAACAUCACCACCAAGGACACGGCCACCAUGGAGGCGAUCGGCAACGGCUUCUUCAUGCGCGGCAUCGGCGUCGAGAACACGGCGGGCGCCGAGAACCACCAGGCCGUGGCGCUGAGGGUGCAGAGCGAUCAGUCGGCCUUCUUCGAGUGCCAGUUCGACGGGUACCAGGACACGCUGUACACGCACACCAGCCGGCAGUACUACCGCGACUGCACCAUCACCGGCACCAUCGACUUCAUCUUCGGCAACGCGCAGGUGGUGUUCCAGAACUGCCUCAUCCAGGUGCGCCGGUGCAUGGACAACCAGCAGAACAUCAUCACGGCGCAGGGGCGCAAGGAGGGGCACUCGGCCGGCGGCACCGUCAUCCACAACUGCACCAUCGAGCCGCACCCGGAGUUCAAGGACCACACCGACAAGCUCCGCACCUUCCUGGGACGGCCGUGGAAGGAGCACUCCCGGACGCUCUACAUCCAGUCCGAGAUCGGCGACUUCAUCGACCCGGAGGGGUGGCUGCCGUGGCUCGGCGACUUCGGGCUCAACACCUGCUUCUACGCCGAGGUCGACAACCACGGGCCGGGCGCCGACAUGAGCAGGCGCGCCACAUGGAGGGGCGUCAAGUCCAUCAGCUACCAGCAGGCGCAGCAAAAGUACACCGUCGAGAGGUUCAUCCAGGGGCAGCUCUGGAUCUCCAAGUUCGGCGUGCCAUUCAUCCCGGGGUUGCUGCCGCAGACGGAGGGCGGCAGGAUACACUGA